CAGGAUUUGUCAUCAGAGCAGAAAGGUGCGGCACCGCCGAAUGCCAAAGACGAAUAUGGCCACGCUAUUCGGCGCACGCUGCGUCGCUGCGGGUGAUACUGACACCGAGUCCAAACUCCAAAGCCCCUGCGAUGUCAUCCCUCCCUUUCCCCGUCGCCGGCGGCGACUACCCCGCCGAUAAAUUCGACCCCGACUAUCUCUACUUCCUCCGCCACAUUCGCCCGGACGGGAACUCCUAUGUUCUGGAGCUCCCCCACGAUGGCGCCUCCCCUCCCUCCGUCAUCAAGUACGAUCCCCCCAUCGCCAACUCCGAUGGCGAGUGCGUCUCUGACCCCUCCCCUGGCCGCGCAAGCAUCAACUGCCAGACGGAAGAGAGGGACUCGUCGUCGGUGGAGGCCGUGGCGGCCCCCUCGUGGCUCGACUCCCUCGUAGACAUCGAUGAAGAUUACCGUGUUUUCCUGCAACACACCCGCGUGGUAAAUAACCGCUUGAAGCUCGAGAUUGGGGGUGUCGUUGUGAACUAUGAGCCAGACCCGGACUCAGCGCAAUCUGGAGGUAGCAGCGGGAUCGAGGAGGAGAGAGAGGCGGCCAUUGCUUCCUCCGGGAAAGAUGGCAAGGGGGUCGACUCAGAUGAGCCGGUGGAAGUUAUUUCAGCGCCGAAUGCAUGCGAUUGGCGUGCGGAUCCAACGCCUGGGCAAAAGGUGCCGGGUGAGGAAGAUAUGGGGCGCCACCAUGCGGAGCCUAGCGGUGCCUCGUCGCAUAGAUCACAUGGUGUUAUAUGGCCUGCACAUAUAACCAAUAGACCAGAUUCAGACUUCAAGCGAAGAUUGGUGGAUGCUCUUUGCAAACCAUUUAGCCGGAAAGAAUAUCUUAAUCUGUUUGACAUGGCUUCGAUUCGUACUCCGUUAGUAAAGUUGCGACAGGUGCGCAAUGAUGAGAAAUUUUACCCUACAGAUGAGAUGGGCAAUUCAUAUUUUGAUCAUUACCCAGAUCUUGUUGAACAAGUUACAAAUACUAGCUAUUCAAAAGGUUUAGCUCUGAUGCGUGGUUUUUUCUUCUGGUUGCAGUGCACACGAAGAUCAAUUCAUGCCAUGGAUGGACGAUUCAAAAGAUCGCGAGGUUAUUCCAUUGGUGGACUGAGGUUACACAUAUCUUUAAUUCACGUGUCUUUUAUUUAUGGAGAUAAUUCUUUAUGGGUGACAAACUGUUCUCAAUAAAUGUAUGGGAAGUGCAAAUAAAAAUUGAAUGAUUUGCUAGUUUCUCUUUCUUUUGGGGGGGCUGAAUAAAUGUAUAUAUUGCUCAGUUGCUGAGUGGAGAAAUCAUUCCCAGCCAAACUGCAUACAUUCUAAUUUAUGCCCGGAGUGUGAGUACUAUAUUUGAUACUGGAUUUUUCAUGUUGAAAUUGCGGACCCUGAAUUUCAUGUUA
Messenger RNA from Brachypodium distachyon (stiff brome), 1426 nucleotides. RefSeq lists its product as uncharacterized. The transcript is spliced from 4 exons. The record is from RefSeq and is a predicted model, not a curated record. NCBI's taxonomy places the organism in Eukaryota, Viridiplantae, Streptophyta, Magnoliopsida, Poales, Poaceae. The coding region runs from base 132 to 1217 and encodes 361 amino acids.